CUUUCGGUUUAUGCAUUUCACAACCCUUGACGAGGAUCCACUGCAAUUUUAUCCGUGUCAGUUCACGUUUAACAAACGCUCAUUUCGUCUUAGGAGUCAUUAUGUUCACAAUUCUUUUUGGGAUACAUUUUGCAAUAAGAACACUUAUUGACUGGAUAUGGAGUGACGACAAUCAUAAUGGUCAACUGCCAGAUGAUCUUGACCUUCACCAGACAACAGCUGACCUUCAUGAUACAACUGAUGGAGGCGGGACUGGGACACAUGAUGUAGGCAGAGUUGGGACGGGUUACAGAAUUAAUCAUUUAGAAGGUAUUGGUUCGAGGAAACGAGGAUCAGAUGAUAAAGGUUACCGUAGCAACAAUGAUUUUGUAGUUCCUGUAAAAGUUGCCCAUUUAUCUGCUGCCAAACCAAUCAACAAAUACAGGAAAGAGGAAAUUUCUCGUCAGCAUGUUACAGAUGUUGGUUCAAGGAAGCGAGAGUUGUCAGAUAGAAAUAACUCUGGCAAUGAUGAAGUUGAUGUUCCUGUGAAAGUUGCACAUUUGUCUACAGUCAUGACUGAACAGGAAAGUCAGGAACCAUUUGACAUAAGAAAAGUGCAUGGCUAUCAAGAGAUGCCCUUUCUUAGUGAUGAGGAUACUAUUAACUUCAUUAAACAUUCUAACACAAUGUUCAUCAUGCGGGGCCUCCCUGGCAGUGGUAAAUCAACACUUGUGAAAAGUCUACAAAAUAUCUACAAAGGGUCAGUGGCAGUGUGUUCUGCUGAUGACUUCUUUCGUAGUAGUGAUGGAAGUUACAAUUUUGAUGCAGGCAGACUGUCAGAAGCUCAUAAAGACUGCCAGAACAAGGCAGCAUACCACUGUAAUAAAGGAACACCAGUCGUAAUUAUAGAUAACACAAACAUACAACGAUGGUCUAUGGGGUUUUACAUGAAACUUGCACAAAGAAGCUGCUACUAUCAUGUGGUUGUUUUAGAACCCCAAACUCCGUGGCGAUAUGACCCAGAGGAGUUGGCACAGAGAAAUAAACAUCAUGUUGACAGGGAAACUAUUGGCAGGAAGCUACAGAGUUUGAGAGACAAUGUGUACAGACCGUUGUAUUAUGGAUGGUUCCUUUCUAAGGAAGAUUCCUCUAUGUUGGUGAAGAAAUCGAGAGAUGUUCUAAGGCAGUGUUUGAAUGAAGUGGCUUUUCCAGAUCUCGGCUCUCAGGAUGUCUCUGACAGUUUCACAGCUUUAGAGGAUAUUUUGAGCAAUGUGGUGAUAUCCUAUACUGAUCCACACCCCAUGUUGCACUGUACAGCGGCAUACCUUGCAAGGCGGUCCAAGGAUGCCUACCACAACGAGGACCAUGUAGUUAGAGCCAUGGGCAGGAAAUUUACACUUAAGAUCUCAGGAUUUGUUUACAGUAGACAAGCUUUAAGCGCAAGGGUAGUUCUUCAAGAAGAUGCAGUAAACUUGGUUUCUAAGGAAAGUGGAUCAGAUUCCAGGGGUAUUACAAGUUUCUCAGGAACUUCAGGUUCUGAAAAUUGUAGUGAUAGACAGUAUGAAACAAUUAGGUUAUCAGAUCUGUAUGUAAAGGAUGAAGAAGAAAUUUUACGUGAAAGGUACAGGGAUGUUCAUUUACACUCAUCAGAUAGUGACCAGAAACAUGCAUUGUUUCAGCAUGGAUGCAGUGCUCAUAUUACUAUAUCCUAUGCAACGGAGGGCCAAUCAAAAUUGAGUGGAGAAAACUUACUGAAUAUUCUUGAACUUGAAUUUUACGGUAAAGUGAAGCAGCAAAAGUCAAGUGUCGGAGUAGUGUCUGCCUAUGGAAAGGAUUUGUUUCAGUUACAGUUAAAUGAACCAGUUGAAGUUAAUUGCUUGUUCCAGGGAUUUUAUUCAAGCAGAGGUUGAAUCAGUAAUCAGAUAUUGUGUGGCUUUAAGACUGUGCCUUUUUAUUGUACCCCCCCCCCCCCCCCGACAACAAAGUUGUAAGAGGGGUAUACUGGUUUCAGGUUGUCUGUCUGUCUGUCCGUAGACACAAUCUUGUGUGCACCAUCUCUCCUCAUCCCCUUGACACAAUUUAAUGAAACUUCACACAAAUGAUCAGUAGCAACAGUAGUAGUGCAUGGGACAUGUUAGGUUCUUUCAGAAAAAAAAAUUGCAGAGUUAUGGGAUUUUGUUUUUUGUUACUAUACUAUAUACAUAGACACAAUCUUGUGCGCACCAUCUCUCCUCAUCCCCUUGACACAAUUUAAUGAAACUUCACACAAGUGAUCAGUAACAACAGUAGUUGUGCAUGGGACAUGUUAGGCUCUUUCAGAAAAAAAAUUUGCAGAGUUACGGGACUUUGUUUUUUGUUACUAUACUAUAUACAUAGAUGCAAUCUUGUGCGCACCAUCUCUCCUCAUCCCCUUGACACAAUUUAAUGAAACUUCACACAAGUGAUCAGUAACAACAGUAGUUGUGCAUGGGACAUGUUAGGUUCUUUCAACGACAAAAAUUGCAGAGUUAUGGGACUUUGUUUCUUGUUAACAUACUAUGUACAUACAGUCUGCAUAUGCAAUCUUGUGCACGCCUAAUCUUCCGAACCCUUGAACACAAUUUAAUGAAACUUCACACAAGUGAUCAGUACCAACCCUUGUUGUGCAUGGUGCAUGUUUCGUUCUUUUAGAUAAAUAUUCUGCAUAGUUAUGGGACUUUGUUUUUUGUUACUAUACUGUAUACAUACAGUCUAUAUACAUACAGUCCACAUAAUUAUGCAAUCUUGUGUGCGUCAAAUUGCAAUGUACUGUGUCAGUGCAUGAGGGGGGUACAUUCAUCACCUUUAGUGAUAGCUCUAGUUUUGAAAGGAUUUUAGUUUUGUUCUUUUGUAAAGACUGUUCAUAGAUUUUAUUAGCCCACCAUCAUCAGAUGGUGGGCUAUUCAAAUCACUCUGCGUCCGUGGUCCGUCGUCCUUCCGUCCGUCCGUCCGUCCGUCAGUCCGUCCGUCCUUCCGUCCGUUAACAAUUUCUCGUUAUCGCAUCUCCUCAUAAACUACCUGGGGGAUUUUGACCAAACUUUGUCAGAAUGAUGUAUUGAUACCCUAGUUGUGUCCCCCUGAAAAUCAGACUGGUUCAACAAUUUUUUAGUAAGUUAUGGCCCUUUGUUUAUUUCUAUAAUUUACAUAGAUUUAUAUAGGGAAAAACUUUGAAAAUCUUCUUGUCCAAAACCACAGAGCCUAGGGCUUUGAUAUUUGGUAUGAAGCAUCAUCUAGUGGUCCUCUACCAAGAUGAUUCAAAAUAUUUCCUUGGGGUCUAAUAUGGCCCCGCCCCGGGGGUCACAUGGUUUAUAUACACUUAUAUAGGGAAAAACUUUGAAAAACCUCUUGUUCAAAACCACAGGGCCUAGGGCUUUGAUAUUUUGUAUAUGACAUCAUCUAGUGGUCUUCUACUAAGAUUGUUCAAAUUAUCCCCCUAGGGUCAAAUAUGGCCCCGCCCCGGGGGUCACAUGGUUUACAUAGACUUACAUAGGGAAAAACGUUGAAAAUCUUCUUGUCCAAACCACAAAGCCUAGGGCUUUGGCAUUUGUAAUGUAGCAUCAUCUAGUGGUUCUCUACCAAGUUUGUUCAAAUUAUCCCCCUAGGGUCAAAUAUGGCCCCGCCCUGGGGGGUCACAUGGUUCAUAUAGACUUAUAUAGGGAAAAGAUUUUAAAAUCUUCUUGUCAAUAACCUACAACAUUCAAAUUUGGACCACAUGUAUGGUUUUGAGUGGCAAGAUGAACCUUGACAUGAGUUGACCUUUAUUUUGACCUAGUGACCUACUUUCACAUUUCUGUAGCUACAGCCUUCAAAUUUGGACCACGUGCAUAGUUUUGUGCACUGAAAAAAACUUUGACCUUGACUUUGACCUAGUGACCUUCUUUCACAUUUUUGAUGGUACAGGCUUCAAAUUUGGACCACAUGCAUAGUUUUGUGUUCUGAAUUGGAAUUUGACCUUGAUUUUGACCUACUGACCUACUUUCACAUUUCUCAAGCUACAGCCUUCAAAUUUGGACCACAUGCAUAGUUUUGUAUACCGAAACAAACUUUGACCUUUACAUUGACCUAGUGACCUACUUUCACAUUUUUGAUGGUACAGGCUUCAAAUUUGGAACACAUGCAUAGUUCUGUGUUCCGAAAUAAAAUUUGACCUUGAUUUUGACCUAGUGACCUACUUUCACAUUUCUCGAGCUACAGCCUUCAAAUUUGGACCACUUGCAUAGUUUUGUGUACCGAAAUGAACUUUGACCUUAAGAUUGACCUAGUGACCUACUUUCACAUUUCUGUAGCUACAGGCUUCAAAUUUAGACCACAUGCAUAGGAUUGUGUACCGAAACAAACUUUGACCUUGACAUUGACCUAGUGACCUACUUUCACAUUUUUGAAGGUACAGGCUUUAAAUUUGGACCACAUGCAUAAAUUUGUGUUCUGAAGUGUAAUUUGACCUUGAUUUUGACCUAGUGACCUACUUUCACAUUUCGUCCUUGAAAUUGAUCUAGUGACCUACUUUCACAUUUCUCAAGCUACAGCUUUCGAAUUUGGACCACAUGCAAAGUGUUGUGUACGGAAAUGAAAUUUGACCUUGAGCUAGUCAGUAAGUCUUGAAAUUUGGAACACUCAAAAAUGGCACAUUGGUGGGCGCCAAGAUCACUCUGUGAUCUCUUGUUUAAUUGUUUAUUUAAGUUUGUUUUGAAACAAAAUUAAAUUUUAAGGUACAAAACGGUUUUUAAAUUUGAAGCAUUUUAAUAUGAUUUCAGCAAGAGUAAAUCAAAAAGCGUUACUACGGCUACAAAAAAUUAAACUAUAAACUUCAAAGAUAUCCUUGCAUGUUGAGGAUGUUUAAUGCAUCAACAAUGAUCUUAUCCCUUUAAAGUAAUAUUAUGAAGAAUUAAAAAGCAUCAUCUUACAGUAAGUGUUUUAGUUAUUGCAAUCAAGUUACUGUACUUUAGAAUUCAGUUUUCAUGGAAAACAAUCUUUGUCUGAGACCCGACGUGCCCGCUCGUGAUGAAAUAAUGCAUGGAGGGGCACCAGGGGUCUUCCUCCACUAUUGAAGCUAGAAAGUCGCCUUAUGACCUAUAAUUGUGUAUAUGUAUUUACUGUAAAAGUAGAAAUUUUCGCGAGGGUUUAAUUUUCGCUAUAUUUGCGAGGCCCUAUAUCUCGCGAAAAUAAAUCCUCGCGUAUUAUUCACCAUUAGUAUGAUUUUAAUGCAAGCAAGAUACCAUUUUUACAAUUUGGCGAAUAUUAAACCUUGAGAACAUUUUCAGAAUUUCAAAUUCGUGAAAUUUUGACCCCGCUAAAAUAUGUGCGUUUACAGUAUUUAUGCUGUAUAAAAAUUGAUUUUCCUAAGUGGAGUAAGUACAAACAUUGCAAUUGAAUACUUCUUUUCUUCACUAUGAAUGGCCAUACAUUGUAUGUCUGCUUAAGAUACUGUUGUCACUGUUGGAUUUAGUACAAAGAUCAUAUUGAAACUAUUGUUCACCUGUGUGUUUGCUUACAAGUCAAUUUAGAUUACAUUUAUCAAUUAACGCCUUACCACAAACCUCACAUUAAAAGCAAUUUAUUCUAAAAUGAACUGUAAUUAGCUGUAAAAUUGCAUGUAUUAAAAUUAAAGGCUUUCUCAUC
Mercenaria mercenaria is the source of this 5616-nucleotide messenger RNA. RefSeq lists its product as uncharacterized. Gene Ontology annotation, biological process: cyclic nucleotide catabolic process. The record is from RefSeq and is a predicted model, not a curated record. Gene Ontology annotation, molecular function: 2',3'-cyclic-nucleotide 3'-phosphodiesterase activity. The transcript has 6 exons. The coding region runs from base 102 to 1889 and encodes 595 amino acids. Gene Ontology annotation, cellular component: cytoplasm; membrane. NCBI's taxonomy places the organism in Eukaryota, Metazoa, Mollusca, Bivalvia, Venerida, Veneridae.